UCAACAACUCAGUACUUCACGCCGCAUUCUGUGGACGGAGGAAUGCCAAAACGGAAUACCGUCGAAGCAAACGGGGAGCACCAUUCAACAACCACCGACGAUGCGAGUCGGUCAAAGAAGUCCAAGGCCGCGAGCGACGCCUUGAUCGAUGCCGCGAAUUCUCGACCAGCUCAAGAAUUCCAAAGUCUCUAUAUCAAGAGCGAACGACUCAUUUACUCCACUCGAGACGAUACCAGACUCAACAUCACAUUCAAAGCAUCCUCGCAGUUGACGAACGACGAGCUGGACGCCUGUUUGCAUCUCAUCGACACCACGAGCCGGCAUGACUACGAAGCAAGCAGCUGGGGCUGGCAUCCGAGACGCAAGAAGCGUGAGAUGAAGGAAGCCGAGAUGCGCUACCUCCUCGUCCACAAUGCAUCCGACGAAACUCAAGCAAUCCAAGGCUUCCUCAGCUUCAUGCUCACGCACGACUCCACCCCGAGUGUGCCGGUGGUCUAUGUCUACGAGGUUCACCUGGCUGCGACAUGGCGCGGCGUCGGGCUCGGGGCGCAUCUGAUGUCGAUUGCCGAGAGUGUGGCGGCGGAGGUUGGCGUGGAGAAGAUCAUGUUGACAUGCUUUUGCAGUAAUGAGAAGGCUCGGGCAUUUUAUGAGGGUCGGGGGUAUGCUGUUGAUGCCUCGUCUCCUGAGGACCGCAGGACAAGGGGAAAGGUUGUCAAGGUUGAUUAUGUUAUCAUGAGUAAAGACGUGGUCAAAUGAUCUCAAAUGAAUGGAAGGGAACAUGGUAUGUGUAUCGCGAUCUGGAUGGUUGGCAUGCAUGACACACUAGAUGACAGGCCCGUGUGGAUAGAGGUCUGUCGAUUGCACAACAGUCUGCUUACCACUAGAAUGAGCGAGGAGCCACCUCAUUGGUGUGCAGAUGGACAGGCGGUUUAGAGAGCAGUGACAUUUCAAUUCAUC
This is a messenger RNA of Neohortaea acidophila, 957 nucleotides long. Its product is annotated as acyl-CoA N-acyltransferase. Gene Ontology annotation, cellular component: nucleus. The record is from RefSeq and is a predicted model, not a curated record. Gene Ontology annotation, molecular function: histone H2A acetyltransferase activity; histone H4 acetyltransferase activity; protein N-terminal-serine acetyltransferase activity. Bases 43 to 756 code for a protein of 237 amino acids. Lineage: Eukaryota; Fungi; Ascomycota; Dothideomycetes; Mycosphaerellales; Teratosphaeriaceae. The transcript has a single exon.